Molecule: messenger RNA, 2103 nt
Organism: Penicillium brevicompactum
Lineage: Eukaryota; Fungi; Ascomycota; Eurotiomycetes; Eurotiales; Aspergillaceae
Gene: sly1
Product: syntaxin-binding protein
Exons: 4
Coding region: 1-2103 (700 amino acids)
Biological process (GO): endoplasmic reticulum to Golgi vesicle-mediated transport; intracellular protein transport
Cellular component (GO): Golgi membrane; cytosol
Molecular function (GO): syntaxin binding
Source: RefSeq, a predicted model, not a curated record
AUGGCCUCGCAACUCUUGUCCCUCCGGGACCGACAGGUCGCUUCGAUCCAGAAACUCCUCAAUCUGAACCAUGAUUCACAACCUACCGAUGACACAACCCUCGAUCAGUCCACGGGAGGCGGUCUUAUCUCGCAUACCACCCCGAUCCUGAACGAAGAUGGCGAUCCAAUCUGGAAGGUGCUGGUAUUCGACAAGAUGGGCCGUGAUGUUAUCAGCAGUGUUCUGCGAGUCAAUGAUCUCCGCGCAUGGGGAAUUACAAUUCACCUGAACCUGCACUCUCAAAGAUACCCAAUUCCAGAUGUACCCGUCGUCUACUUCGUGGAGCCCACUCCCACCAACAUUGAAGCUAUCACUCACGACCUUUCCCACGGGCUCUACUCCCCAGCCUACGUGAACUUCUUAUCAUCCGUUCCCCGGCCACUACUGGAGGACUUCGCUUCUCAGAUAGUCACCUCUGGCGCAUCCGAGCAUAUUGCGCAAGUCUUCGAUCAAUAUCUCAAUUUCAUCGUGGCAGAGCCAGAUUUGUUCAGUUUAGGACUUGGAAACGAUGCAUACUACAAGAUCAACAGCCCCAAGACAACCGAUGAAGACUUGGAUGCCAUUGUUGACAGAGUAGUUGGUGGUCUGUUCAGUGUUAGUGUGACCAUGGUGUCUGACUUGGCAGGUACCAUUCCAAUUAUUCGAUGCCCCAAGGGCGGCGCGGCCGAACUGAUUGCAACCAAAUUGGACCGAAAAUUGCGCGAUCACAUUCUCAAUUCCAAGGACAACCUAUUCUCCGGCAAUCAAAAAGCUUUGCCGGGUGUACCAUCAACACGGCCGGUUCUGAUCAUCAUGGACCGAAACGUUGACCUGGUUCCCAUGCUCUCCCAUUCAUGGACAUAUCAAUCACUGGUGCAAGACGUUCUCGAGAUGCGACUGAACCGUAUCACUUUGGAUGAAGAUUCAACUAAAAAGUCUUACGACAUUAACAGUAAUGACUUCUUCUGGCAGCGCAACGCUGGAGCUCCGUUCCCUCAGGUCGCCGAGGACAUUGAUACGGAACUGACACGCUACAAGGAGGAUGCAAAUGACAUCACCAAGAAGACCGGCGCUUCUUCUAUCGAGGAUCUUCAAAAUGACACCAGCGCCUCUGCGCAGCAUCUGAAGGCUGCCAUCACACUUCUCCCUGAGCUGCGGGAACGUAAAGCUGUUCUCGAUAUGCACAUGAACAUCGCCACCGCACUACUCAAGGGUAUUAAGGAUCGGCAGCUGGAUAAUUUCUUCGAGACGGAGGAAACUAUCACUAAACAAUCAAAGACCCAGAUAUUAGAGCUGGUUCAAGACCCAUCCAAGGGCAGUGAACCUCUGGAUAAGUUGCGUUUGUUUGUUAUUUGGUUCCUAAGCACCGAGACCGAACUCAGCCGCUCCGAGAUGUCUCAAUUCGAAGAAGCUCUGACCCAAGCUGGUGUUGCCGAUAUCUCUUCCCUCGCUUAUGUUCGACAAGUGCGCGAGAUCACUCGAAUGACUAUGAUGACAACGGCCGCUCCCGAACAACAAUCUUCCGAUCUUUUCCGCGGAUUCUCCUCGCUUUCGAACCGUUUGACGGAUCGCAUUACCUCAGGGUCUCUAGGUGCCAACUUUGACUCGCUGAUCUCCGGUGUGAAGAACUUCCUCCCUGCGAACAAGGAUCUCACCGUGACAAAGAUCACCGAAUCAAUCAUGGAUCCCGCAGCGGCCUCCGGCUCUGCCAUUGCAAAGACAGAGAACUAUCUCUACUUUGACCCAAGGAGCGCCAACGCGCGUGGCGCCAUGCCACCGGCCUCUGCAUCACGAAACGCACAGUCCCCGGGAAGCGCAGGCCCCGGCACUGGCGCCAGCUUUGGACAGCGCCGUCAGGCCUUCAGCGAGGCGAUUGUCUUUACCGUUGGUGGUGGAAGUAUGGAUGAGUAUGGCAACUUGCAAGACUGGGUUCGCCGAACAAACGGCGAGGCUGGUACAGAGGGCGCGCCGGCUCAGCGGGCAACUCCUGGACACCGCCGACGGGUUGUCUACGGCAGUACUGAUCUCAUGAACGCCACUGAAUUCAUUUCGGACUCAUUGGCGCCAUUGGGUCGGGACAGUUAA